Molecule: messenger RNA, 1326 nt
Organism: Acanthosepion pharaonis
Lineage: Eukaryota; Metazoa; Mollusca; Cephalopoda; Sepiida; Sepiidae
Source: the annotation of a GenBank genome assembly
AUGUCUAUCCACAUAUCCAUCCUGUCUCUGUCUAUCCACAUAUCCAUCCUAGGGCUAUCCGUGCCUCUGUCUAUCCACAUAUCCAUCCUAGGGCUAUCCAUUGCCUCUGUCUCUGUCUCCUGGGGCUCCACAUAUCCAUCCCUAGGGCUAUCCAGGGCUGCCUCUGUCUAUCCACAUAUCCAUCCUAGGGCUAUCCAUGCCUCUGUCUAUCCAUCCUAUCCAUCCAUCCUCCACAUCCUAUCCCAGUGCCAUCCGCGUCUGUCCAUCCACUUAUCCAUCCUAGGGCUAUCCAUUGCCUAUCCAUUCCAUCCUAUCCUUCAUCCUAGGGCUAUCCCGUGCCUCUGCUAUCCACAUAUCCAUCUGUCUAUCCACAUAUCCAUCCUAGGGCUAUCCGUGUCCACUCUGUCUAUCCCACAUUAUCCCAUCCUAGGGCUAUCCAUCCAUCCUAGGGCUCUGUCUAUCCACAUAUCCAUCCUAGGGCUAUCCGGCCAUCCUCGUGCCUCUGUCUGUCCACAUAUCCAUCCUAGGGCUAUCCGUGGCCUCUGUCUAUCCACACAUCCAUCCCAGGGCCCUCCGUGCCUCUGUCUAUCCACAUAUCCAUCCCUAGGGCUAUCCGUGCCUCUGUCUAUCCACAUAUCCAUCCUAGGGCUAUCCCGUGCCUCUGUCUAUCCACAUAUCCAUCCUACUCUGUCUAUCCUGGACUAUCCAUUGCCUCUGUCUAUCCACAUAUCCAUCCCUAGGGCUAUCCGUUGCCUCUUGCCUCUGUCUAUCCACAUAUCCCAUCCUAGGGCUAUCCAUUGCCUCUGUCUAUCCACAUAUCCAUCCCUAGGGUCUAUCCGGCUGCCUCUGUCUAUCCACAUAUCCAUCCUAGGGCUAUCCGUGCCUCUGUCUAUCCACAUAUCCAUCCUAGGGCUAUCCGUGCCUCUGUCUAUCCAUCCAUCCAUCCAUCCUAGGGCUAUCCAUGCCUCUGGCUAUCCGUUGCCUCUGUCUAUCCACAUAUCCAUCCUAGGGCUAUCCGUGCCUCUGUCUAUCCACAUAUCCAUCCUAGGGUCUAUCCACAUAUCCAUCCUAGGGCUAUCCUCUGGCUAUCCAUUUUCUGUCUAUCCACAUAUCCAUCCUAGGGCUAUCCGCACUUAUCUGUCUAUCCACAUCCAUCCUACAAUCCAGACCCCACACAUCCUCUGUCUAUCCACAUAUCCCAUCCCUAGGGCUAUCCGUGCCUCUGUCUAUCCACAUAUCCAUCCUAGGGCUAUCCGUGCUCUGUCUAUCCACAUAUCCAUCCUAGGGCUAUCCAUUUUCUCUGUCUAUCCACAUAUCCAUCCCUAG